Molecule: messenger RNA, 2070 nt
Organism: Aricia agestis (brown argus)
Lineage: Eukaryota; Metazoa; Arthropoda; Insecta; Lepidoptera; Lycaenidae
Gene: IntS11
Product: integrator complex subunit 11
Exons: 1
Coding region: 236-2023 (595 amino acids)
Biological process (GO): snRNA processing
Cellular component (GO): nucleus
Source: RefSeq, a predicted model, not a curated record
CGAUUCAGUUUUGAUUAGCCGUUUUUUAUGUGUUUUUGAUCAAUUUUUAGUAUAGAACGAAUAGUUUUAUAAAAAUUAAAAGUUAUUAUGAUGCGCAGUACAACAAAUCAGUGAUUAAAAUCAGAGUACCUGUAUUGUAAUCAUAGUGCUAGAGCCUAGAGUUGAAUCUAUGUACACAGUGUCAAAAAACUAUUCCGCAUUUUAAUUCAGUAGGUACUCCAGUGUGUAAGUGAUAAUGCCAGACAUAAAGAUAACGCCACUCGGGGCAGGCCAGGAUGUCGGCAGAAGCUGCAUUUUGCUCUCGAUGGGAGGGAAGAACAUAAUGUUGGACUGCGGCAUGCACAUGGGUUACAACGACGAAAGACGAUUUCCGGACUUUUCGUACAUUGUCCCCGAAGGUCCCAUCACAAGUCAAAUAGAUUGCGUCAUUAUUUCACACUUCCAUCUCGAUCAUUGCGGCGCUUUGCCGUACAUGUCCGAAAUGGUGGGAUAUACCGGGCCUAUCUACAUGACGCAUCCUACAAAGGCGAUAGCGCCGAUUCUACUCGAAGACAUGAGGAAAGUCGCCGUCGAGAGGAAGGGGGAGUCCAACUUUUUCACAUCACAGAUGAUCAAGGAUUGCAUAAAAAAAGUCACAGCGGUCACAUUGCAUCAGUCUGUAAUGGUUGAUAAUGAAUUAGAGAUUAAGGCAUACUACGCUGGGCAUGUUUUGGGAGCUGCCAUGUUUUGGAUAAGAGUUGGCUCCCAAUCGGUCGUGUACACAGGAGAUUAUAACAUGACUCCCGACAGGCACUUGGGGGCUGCAUGGAUUGAUAAAUGUAGACCGGAUUUGUUAAUCUCAGAGUCUACAUACGCUACUACUAUAAGAGAUUCCAAAAGAUGCAGAGAGAGGGACUUUCUAAAGAAAGUUCAUGAAUGUGUUGAGAAGGGUGGAAAGGUUUUGAUUCCAGUUUUUGCCUUAGGUAGAGCACAGGAGCUGUGCAUUCUAUUAGAAACAUACUGGGAACGCAUGAACUUAAAGUACCCUGUUUACUUUGCCCUUGGUCUGACUGAAAAAGCAAAUAACUACUACAAAAUGUUUAUCACAUGGACCAAUCAGAAGAUACGUAAAACUUUUGUACAGAGGAACAUGUUUGAUUUUAAACACAUUAAGCCAUUUGACAAAUCCUACAUAGACAAUCCGGGGGCAAUGGUAGUUUUUGCUACACCGGGCAUGUUGCAUGCCGGUCUCUCUCUCAACAUAUUCAAAAAGUGGGCACCCUACGAACAGAACAUGCUAAUCAUGCCCGGAUUUUGUGUCCAAGGCACAGUAGGCCACAAAAUUUUAAAUGGAGCAAAGAAAGUGGAGUUUGAGAAUAGACAAGUUGUUGAAGUUAAAAUGGCAGUAGAAUAUAUGUCAUUCUCGGCCCAUGCUGAUGCUAAGGGCAUCAUGCAGUUGAUACAAUACUGUGAACCAAAGAAUGUGUUGCUUGUGCAUGGUGAGGCGGCCAAAAUGGAGUUCUUGAAGGAGAAAAUUGAACAAGAGUUCAAAAUAAGCUGCUUUAUGCCAGCCAAUGGGGAAACCUGCACAAUAAACACACCUACAAAAAUUCCAAUAGAUGUCUCUUUAAGGUUGUUAAAAGCAGAGGCUGUUAGAUACAACGCCCAACCACCGGAUCCAAAACGGAGAAGAGUGGUCCACGGGGUCCUUUGCGUUAGAGAAAAUAGACUCUCAUUCUUAGAUAUAGAUGAAAUCUGUGAUGAAAUAGGUAUAAAUAGGCAUGUCGUUCGUUUUACUAGCACAGUGCGUUUUGAUGAUCCAGGGCCAGCUGUGAAGACUGCUGAAAAGCUGAAGAAUCUUCUGGCUGAGAAGAUGCAGGGUUGGUCCAUCACCGUUGCCGAUGGUAAUAUAUCAGUGGAAUCUGUUCUCAUUAAAGUAGAAGGGGACGAAGAUAACACAAAGAGCAUCUAUGUGUCGUGGACCAAUCAGGAUGAAGAUUUGGGUAGUUAUAUUUUGGGUUUGCUGCAGUCAAUGGUACAGUAAAAGUGAUUAUUUGUUAACAGUUUAUUUUAAUAAAUAAUAUGUUUAAA